GGCCGGGCGUGGUGCUCCCCACUCAUCCUCCUCGUGCGCCGUGCCGGCCUUCACAGUCUGUGACCGAUCAAACGUCUCGGUGUGCCGGAGUCGUCACGGGGAGAGAAAAAGCCACGGAUUGGCGAGGUUCAUACAGCCGGAGAAGACUCGACCCUGUCACCCAUCAAGCCUCCUGCUCCUCCUGCACGCCCGCGUAGAGAAGACUCCACUCCGCGUGAGAUCACCUGCGCAGUGUGAGGAGAGAGAGAGAGAGGAAGGGCGCAACGCGAGAGAGCGCCUCGGUCGAUCGACGGUUAACAGGCGCCGCCAUCUUAGCGCCUUUGUGACGUCAUGGAGCCGUCGUCUGAGCACGAGGUCGCCCUGCGGAGCACCGCGCACCGCGUCUACCUGGUCAGGCGCGAGCCAGCACAGAGCCUCCCCCCGCCAGGUCUCGUCACCACGUUCAGGAUCUGGGGCUCGGCUGUGCCAACAUCCACCACCACCACAACCACCACCACGCCGCCGCCGUCACCACACCGGGACCCGCGGCGCUCCCCGCGCGCCUACGACGCCGCGAGCCCACGACCCACGCCGACUCCCGCUCCGGGCGACUCCACGUUCCCGGCUCCGGGUCUUUGCGCCCGCGGCGGCGGCGGUGGCGGCGGCGGCGGCGGUGACCGCGACCUCCCGGAGCCGCUCCGUGCGUGCGGCGAGCCGGUGGUGUUCCGCACGUGGGUGCGGCACCACGGCACGGUGCGCACGCUGCGCCUGCCCCAGGGCCGCGUGCUCGCCAGCCGCUCCGACUCGGGCGCCUGGCGCUGGGCCUGGUUGCCCUGCUCGGGGUGGUGA
This is a messenger RNA of Petromyzon marinus (sea lamprey), 828 nucleotides long. Lineage: Eukaryota; Metazoa; Chordata; Hyperoartia; Petromyzontiformes; Petromyzontidae. The record is from RefSeq and is a predicted model, not a curated record.